Trichomycterus rosablanca is the source of this 1119-nucleotide messenger RNA. Its product is annotated as dual specificity protein phosphatase family protein. Gene Ontology annotation, cellular component: cytoplasm. The transcript is spliced from 3 exons. The coding region runs from base 109 to 663 and encodes 184 amino acids. The record is from RefSeq and is a predicted model, not a curated record. Gene Ontology annotation, biological process: negative regulation of MAPK cascade; protein dephosphorylation. Gene Ontology annotation, molecular function: protein tyrosine/serine/threonine phosphatase activity; MAP kinase phosphatase activity. NCBI's taxonomy places the organism in Eukaryota, Metazoa, Chordata, Actinopteri, Siluriformes, Trichomycteridae.
GGUUACUGGUGCGCAGCUGUUCCAGUGGAUCAACACAUACUGGUACUACUGGUGCUCUCACCAUUACUGCUGGUACUACUGGAGCUCCUGGUUCUCCAGCCGGAGGAAAUGGCGGCUCAGAGAAACACGGCGGGUGUUUGUGAGCUCAGAUCUCUGGAGAAUCUACUGGACACCAGUACAGUGGAACUGGGCGCCAUUAACGAGGUCUGGUCCGGUCUGUAUAUCAGCAAUGUUGCGAUGGCUCAGAACAAAAGUGCUUUAAAGAAGUUGGGCAUCACCCACAUCCUGAACGCGGCUCAUUCCAAGCAGGGCAGCAUCGGUGACCAGAGUUAUUACGGCUCUGAAUUCGUUUAUUACGGGAUCCCGGCGGAGGACUCGGCCAAGUUCCACCUCAGCGUUUACUUCAGACCUGCGGCCGACUUCAUUCACAAAGCGCUGAAAAAGAAAAACGGUAAGGUGCUGGUGCAUUGCAUUAUGGGAGUGAGUCGCUCAGCCUCGCUGGUCCUGGCGUAUUUGAUGUUACGCCAGCGUCUCACCCUCCGCGCCGCCGUCCAGCAGCUCGUCCAGAGGAGGCCGAUUUACCCCAACAGGAACUUUCUGAGGCUCCUGCUCGAGCUGGACUCACAACUGCAGAGGAAACGGAUGCUGUGUCCCAUUCUCUGAGAGCCCGGGCACCACCGCCCUGCCUGGCACUCACCACCACCACCAUGCCCUGCCGCCACCACCACCAUGCCCUGCCUGGCACUCACCACCACCACCGUGCCCUGCCUGGCACUCACCACCACCACCGUGCCCUGCCACCACCACCAUGCCCUGCCUGGCACUCACCACCACCACCAUACCCUGCCACCACAACCAUGCCCUGCCUGGCACUCACCACCACCACCGUGCCCUGCCUGGCACUCACCACCACCACCGUGCCCUGCCACCACCACCAUGCCCUGCCUGGCACUCACCACCACCACCAUACCCUGCCACCACCACCAUGCCCUGCCUGGCACUCACCACCACCACCAUGCCCUGCCUGGCACUCACCACCACCACCACCGUGCCCUGCCACCACCACCAUACCCUGCCUGGCACUCACCACCACCACCAUACCCUGCCUGGCACUCACCA